AUGUACUACUUGCUUGCUCAUUUUUCUGGCCUUGAAAUUUGCUAUACUGCAGUGUUUACGCCAUGGAUAAUAUUAAGCCUUGUGACAGGUGUUCAAAAGAUGUCAUUAAUAUCUUGUAUCGUUCAGCUGUAUUUUUUUGUUUCCUUUGGUGUCUCAGAACUUUUCCUUUUGGCAGUCAUGGCCUUGGACAGGCAUCAAGCUAUUUGUUAUCCUCUGCAUUACAUGAAAUUUAUGAAUACAAAUAUUUGCACUUCUCUUUCUCUUGCCUGUUGGGUAGGUGGAUUUCUCUUUAACUUACCACCAUCACUUUUGCUACAGCAUUUAGAUUUUACAGGACAAAAUGUUAUCAACCAUUUUUUAUGUGAUGGUCCAUCUCUCCUCCAUCUGUCUUGUACUGAUAUGAGACUUAAUGAUCUGAUCUCAUUUAUCCUUUCACUGGUGACAAUGCUAACAUCUUUUAUCUUUACAUUUUGUUCUUACAUUUUGGUAAUUCAUACAAUUCUAAGGCUUUCCAAAAAUACAGGGAGGUCAAAGGCCUUCUCAACCUGCUCAUCUCAUCUUACAGCUGCUGCCUUAUACUAUGGAUCUCUGAUUUUCAUGUAUGCACGACCUCAGUCAAUUAAUGCUUAUGACAUGAAUAAGAUAAUAUCUAUGUUUUAUACCAUCAUUCUCCCUGUUCUGAAUCCAUUAAUAUACUGUUUAAGGAACACAGAGUUUAAGCAUGCAGUGAAAAAGCUGUUGCCAUAG
Molecule: messenger RNA, 747 nt
Organism: Staurois parvus
Lineage: Eukaryota; Metazoa; Chordata; Amphibia; Anura; Ranidae
Source: the annotation of a GenBank genome assembly